Molecule: messenger RNA, 799 nt
Organism: Plutella xylostella (diamondback moth)
Lineage: Eukaryota; Metazoa; Arthropoda; Insecta; Lepidoptera; Plutellidae
Source: RefSeq, a predicted model, not a curated record
AUGGCACUAAAAGCAGAAAUCAAUGACACUACAGCUGCUACUGGCACUACCAUCUUGAGGGCAUCUAAAGUUGUCAUUCGCGUCGGAUCUACCUACAAUGACCGCGGAGGCUCAGAGCAUGUGACGUCCAAGAUCGUGGUUCACGAGAGCUAUACCUUCCCUUUUAACGACGUGGCAGUGUUGGUGCUGUCGGACAGUAAAAGCAACUACCGGAGCAGCUCGGUGCAGCCAGCCGCCAUCCCCCCGGGGGGGUAUGUGGUCCCGGACAACGCGUCAGUGGUAGCUGUCGGGUGGGGACGAACUGAUGAGAACUGCAGCAAGUCAACCCCCCUCGGCCUGCGGCACGUGGGGCUGCGCAAGGUGGACCGAGACACCUGCGCCGCGCGUUAUUCGAUCUUCUUCUCAUACAACAACGUCAACAACAUGCUCUGCACGGGGCUGCUUGGUGUUGGAGGUAAGCUCGUAUAUCCGACUCGUCGAUAGGCUGGACCGACUUUAUGCAGACACUUGACGACUUUGACGAUUAUUAUCGAGUGCGUUUGCGAGUUGUGAGAAAGUUUGUGUCCGUCCACACACGUUGGGUAUUUUCCAGACUCGUCAAGUCGUCAUACAUAUCUCGGCUUACAAUAAGAGUUUGUCCCCUACAGGAGCUGGUACUUGCCUGGGUGACUCAGGUGGUCCCUUGGUGUACAACGGGGUGGUGGUUGGGGUGACCUCAUUUGCGAUUGCAUGCGGCGAUUCCUUCUACCCUCAUGUGUCUACGCGCGUCUCUAGCUACACCGACUGGAUCAACAGCACU